AUGAUAAGAUCUAACACUCUAGCUGUACCUUCAUAUAAACCUUCGUCAAGUUAUUCUGGUGGUCGUCUUUUGAAUCUUGAUGUGCAAUCUCUGCGUUUGUCCCCCACUCAGAUCACUGACCAUGCUCACGGAGUCACUCGGUAUCUGUCAGUGAUCAAUUCUCAGCAGAAAUGGUGGAAUGUUGAGGAUACCAGGGGAACUAUUAAUAGACCAACUAGCCUCAGAACGAUAUGGCACUUCCUCGUGUCACCUAAGAGAGUCGUUCCUGAGAAG
Brenthis ino (lesser marbled fritillary) is the source of this 273-nucleotide messenger RNA. NCBI's taxonomy places the organism in Eukaryota, Metazoa, Arthropoda, Insecta, Lepidoptera, Nymphalidae. The record is from the annotation of a GenBank genome assembly.